GGUUUGGAUUUCUCUGUAUAUCCCAUAACCCUUUGUGCAGUGACGGAAGUGGGGUUUAGAGUACCUUUACCCAAACACUUCCACCGGAAGAUGUAUAGCAGCCCAGAAAUGAAUCGUGACUAUUCCAAUGGGACGUUUGGUGGUCAGGCACCGAGAACGAUUGGUUCAUAUUUGUCGUCUGAACGUGUAACUUUUGGUGGUCCAACCGAAAGAUCAUUUGGUUCAUAUGGUUUGUCUGAACAGGGAAAUUCUGGGGGUCCAUCCCAAAGAUCGUUUGGAUCAUAUGGUUUUUCUGAACAAGGAAAUUCGGGUGGUCCGUCCCAAAGAUCGUUUGGAUCAUAUGGUUUUUCUGAACAAGGAAAUUCGGGUGGUCCAUCCCAAAGAUCGUUUGGAUCAUAUGAUUUGUCUGACCAAGGAAAUUCGGGUGGGCCAUCCCAAAGAUCGUUUGGGUCAUAUGGUUUUUCUGAACAAGGAAAUUCGGGUGGUCCAUCCCAAAGAUCGUUUGGAUCAUAUGGUUUUUCUGAACAAGGAAAUUUGGGUGGUCUGUCCCAAAGAUCGUUUGGGUCAUAUGGUUUGUCUGACCAAGGAAAUUCAGGUGGUCCAUCCCAAAGAUCGUUUGGGUCAUAUGGUUUGUCUGAACAGGGAAGUUCUGGUGGUCCAUCCCAAAGACUGUUUGACACAUACAAAUCGUCUGAGCAGCAAAACAGUGGAGGUGCUACCCUAAGAAAGACACUUCACUCUUAUGACUCUGAUCAAGGAAAUGCUGCUCGUCCAACACAAAGAUUUCUCAGCUCAUUCAGCUUGUCUGAACUGGAGAAUGCUGAAAGGUUUGGACGCAGCGAGUCUUACCGAUCAGGGUCUGAUAAUGGUGGCUAUGGAGGUUUUGACAGCGAAUAUGACAACUCCUUCCAGAAUAACCUUGACUCUCAUGGAGUUACUAGAAGUCUGAGUCAUAUUGAUAAUGGCAAGUCUAACUUGGAACCUUCUUACCCUGGUUCAAAUUCAAGAGCUGGGUUUAGGGAUGAGGAAAGAGGCGGUUAUUCUUCCUACAGCACAUUUUCUUCACCCCACAUGAAGCCUGCACCUGUAGGUUUUCGGGGGAGAAGUUACGGUCUGGGAGGACCAACAGCAUUCAGAGGCAGAGGGCAAAUGGGAGACUUUAGGACACCUAGACCUGGAGUAUAUCAAGACCAGAUGACUAUUAGGGGAGUAAAGAGGGAGAUAAAUGCACCCUACAGACCAAAUACAUUUAACAAGAAGCAAAAACUGACUAAACCUUUUGUACCAUUUAUAAAGAAACCAGGGAAUAGUGAUAGUGGAAAUAAAGAAGAGGAGAAAAGAAAACUUGAGACCAGACUUGAAGCCAAAAGAGAUAAGCAAAGACGCAGACGGGAGAAGUACAAUUAUAAAUGUGGUGGACAAAGAGUAGUAUACACUUGUUCCUUCUGUAAAUUCCUGACAUCUGAAGAGAAGGAAAUUGAAGACCACCUCGAAGGCUCUUAUCACCAGGAAUCGCUGGAAAAUAUUCGCAAGGAUGCCAAUUUAGAUGAAGUAGUCAUCCGUUUCUUACAUGAAUCUAUUGUACAUAAGUUUAAGAGGAAUUUAAAACACAAACUACAGUGGCUCGCUAUGGACCCACAGCAAACUUCAGUGCAAACACAAAAGCAUGUAAUGGAAGCUGUAACGGAAGACGACUACAUGAGAAGAGCUACAAUGAUUCACUGCAUUGCAUGUGAUACCUACAUUCCUGCUACCAAGCUCUCUGCACAGGACCACCUGAAAUCCACCAUUCAUCUGACAAAGAAAGUGGAGUAUAAGGAGCAAUUGAAAAGGGAGCGUGUUUUAAUGGCUACCAGCUUGCUGAACAAUCCCACUGUAAAGGAACGUUAUGAAAGGUUUGUUAAGGGCGAGAAUCCUUUUGAAAUCACAGAAGAUGAUGCUGAGAUGAAAGCUCAGAAUGAUGAUGCUGAAUUAAAUCACCAGACUGAUGACCAAGCUGUUGCUGAAACUGUAAUUGAGAUGAAUUGAUCACACUGACGAGAAGCAAACCUUGGUCUUUUAAAUGCUUUGAAAAAGCCAACUCUUCACUGUGUAUUUAAUAAUAGACAGAGCAGCAGAAAUCUGCUUUUCCCCCGCAAUGUACCUAUUGUCUACCUUCUAGUCUGUUCCUGCCACACACAGCCAUUCGUACGUAAACUGAAUCUCCUGCUACUAUUCUUAUUGUUACUGUUUUAUCUAACUAGUUUUGUACCUGUAAUGUUAACACCAUUCUCUCAUUGUGAACAGAACACAUUUUGUAAUAUUUGGCUAUUUUAAAAGAGAGCAUUGCAUGGUUAUGUAAUACAGUUGAUUCUUUUUUUAUUUCA
Polyodon spathula (Mississippi paddlefish) is the source of this 2366-nucleotide messenger RNA. RefSeq names its product DBIRD complex subunit ZNF326-like. Lineage: Eukaryota; Metazoa; Chordata; Actinopteri; Acipenseriformes; Polyodontidae. Bases 91 to 2028 code for a protein of 645 amino acids. Gene Ontology annotation, biological process: regulation of DNA-templated transcription elongation. Gene Ontology annotation, cellular component: nucleus; DBIRD complex. The record is from RefSeq and is a predicted model, not a curated record. The transcript has 10 exons. Gene Ontology annotation, molecular function: DNA binding.